CCAAUCGCUGUCAGAGCGCAUCGAUGGGCGUUCCUCGCGUGCUGAGUACCUAUGCAGGCCAGGCGUCACGUUUGUAUGUUGUCAAAGUUAAUGUGUGAAGCCGCAACAUGUUUAGCGGCAUCCACCCGGUGACGGUUGUGUUUAUCAACGCUAAAAACUGCUUCCUCCAUGUACCCGCUAAGUUAAUUUCCCAUCUGUCACUGAACGAGAACCAGGCCUUGGAGUUUUCCAGCAGCCAUGACAGCCCUCCGGCCUUCCUCAGCUGGACUGUGAGCCACAGCUCCUGCGGCUUGGACGACCACCGCGUGGAGCUGUGCAGACACCUGGCAGAGAAGCUGGGCCUGCAGGACGGACAGGAGGGGUUCUUGAGGGCCUGUCAGCAGGUGUCGUCGGUGCAUCGAGUGUUUGCGGAGCCGCUCUCGGCUGACGACUGGGAGAUCUUGGAGCUCCAUAGUGGCGCACUGGAGCAGAAGCUUUUGGAUCAAAUUCGAGUGGUGUUCCCAGGUGCUGUUUUUCCCGUAUGGGUAGAUGGUUACACAGUCAUUUACAUCCAAAUAGCAUCCCUGUCGCCUUCGGUUCCUUAUGGUCGCCUGGAGACCUUCACGGAACUCGCGGUGACGCCCAAGGAGCACGCCGGACGCCCUGAAGGGCCUCCCCGCUUCCACUCGGCACCACCGCCCACACCUGCAGCCCCCCCUCAGCAAUGUGGCGGCGUAACGGACUGGAAAAGUCUGUUUGGCUACGUGACAAAUGGCACGGGUGCCCCGCUUAAAGAGCUCCCAUCAGUACCAGACGUCCCCGCCGUGCUUGCCGACGCCCUCUACAGAGUAUGCGGCGCACCGCCUCCGUCUCUGGCUGCCGCCGGCCACGUGGCACCCGGCGUGCUUCACGUCUUCCCGUUGAGCCAUGUGUCGGAUUUCCACAUCGCCGAAGCUCGGCCGGAGCUGACGUACGGACUGCUGUCCAAAGUGCUUUCGCCCACGGAGCGAGCUAACUUAGAGAAGAAGAAGAGCUCCGAGGAGGCGAAAGGACGGGAGGCCACGGUUGUGCGCUUGGUGUGCCACGGGAGCGAUAUGCAAAGACGACGCACGGAGGGAGACAUCCACACCGGUCGAGUCUGGAUUCCUCCAGCCUUGUCUGUCAGGCUCAACAUCCUCCCACAUUCAGCCGUGAGAAUAAAGCCGGUCAAGUCCACCGUCAAAGUGGCGACCUUCAUUCAACUCCAGCCUCUAACAGCAUUGAUGGAGGCGGAGGAGUCUGAGGAGGAGGCCGUCCAGACGGCCUUCCUUGAUUGGCUGCACAGCCAGACUCACCAACCUUUGGCCUGCUUGACGCCACGAGUCGGCUCCGUCCUCAUACACGCCACCGACGACAAGUUGGAGUUUGCUGUCACGGUGCUAAAACCAGAAGCUGAGAGCGAAGCGCCCGACCAGCUGUUUCUGCUCUCACCUUCCGUCUUACAGAAGAAGCACAUCAAGGCAGUCCGGGAACCAGCAUCCGCACCCGCUGCUCAAGCGGACCCGCCAAAACAAGAUCUGCCCUCUUUAGAUUGUCUCGGCGGUGUGGACGAGCUAAGCCGACGAGGUUUUGAGUUCAUCUCAUUUAGUCUGCUGGUGACUCCGUUGGCCAGAGAGCUGCUGGGAGUCAUUGGACGAGGACUCAAAGGAGGAGCGCUGCUCAUCACCGGCGCUCAGGGCAGUGGAAAGAGCACCCUGUCCCGCGCCCUCUGCAGAAAAGCCGCAGACGAGCUGGACGCGCACGUGGAAGUUUUGGAUUGCAAAAAGUUACAAGGCAAAAGGGUGGAGAGCAUCCGCCAGACGCUGCGGGACGUUUUCACGCGGGCAGAAUGGAAGCAGCCCUCCGUGGUCCUCCUGGACGACUUGGACCACGUGAGCCGGGCGCCGACCACGCCUGAACACGAGCACGGCCCAGAGGCGCUGCUGCACCUGCACGUGGCGCAAAGCUUGUUGGACCUCGUCAACGAGAUGAUGGAGGAGGACACGCUGAUGUGCUUGAUAGCGACCAGUGAGAGCAAACGCUCUUUACACGGCACGCUCACGCAAGUGCAAGGAACGCACUUCUUCCAGGCCUUCGUUCACAUCCAACCGCCCGACAAGACCCAGAGAGCAGACAUCCUCUUUCAUGCCAUCCAAACGAGGUGCGGCCCGUCACAGCCGGAUUCUGAGUAUGUGGACCUGGCCGCUGUUGUCAAGGAGACAGAGGGCUACCUGCCUCAAGAUCUCCAGCUGCUGUUAGAGCGAGCCCUCCACACUAACGCGGCACGUCAACAACAAAAUGACAGCUUCGAUGAGCCUCUGUCGGGUCAGGACUUUGCAGAGGCAUUUGAUGACUUCAUCCCGCCAUCCAGGUGGGGGGCAGACCUCCAUAGUCCCAGCGGAGGGGGGCUGGAGACGGUGGGGGGACUGACGCAAGUGCGGCAGCAGUUGAUGGACACCAUUUUGCUCCCCGCCAAGUAUCCCGUCCUGUUCUCCAAGCUUCCCAUCCGCCAUCGCUCAGGAAUCCUGUUGUAUGGCGCGCCCGGCACAGGAAAGACGCUGCUGGCCCAUGCCGUCGCCAAAGACAGCGGCAUGAACUUCAUCAGCAUCAAAGGUCCAGAGCUUCUGAGUAAAUACAUCGGCGGAAGCGAGCAGGCGGUGCGAGACGUUUUCCAAAGGGCUGAGGCGGCCAAGCCUUGCGUGGUCUUCUUUGACGAGUUUGAUUCGUUGGCACCCAAGAGGGGUCACGACAGCACCGGCGUGACCGAUCGUGUCGUCAACCAGCUGCUUACUCUACUGGAUGGCGCCGAGGGCUUGCAAGGUGUUUACGUGCUGGCUGCCACCAGUCGUCCGGACCUCAUCGACCAGGCUCUGCUGCGUCCAGGCCGACUGGACAAGUCGCUCUACUGCCCUCCGCCCGGCGAGGAGGACCGCUUGGCCAUCCUGAAGAUUCUGAGCGCUGGUGUCCCCUUGGCCCUUGACGUGGACCUGGAGGAGCUGGCGGCGCGGACCCACGGCUUUACCGGCGCCGACCUGAAAGCGCUGCUCUACAACGCCCAGCUGGAAGCGCUAAACGCCGGCCCAGAGACUACGUGCGACAUGAGCCUGUCCUCCAUGAUGUUCCCCAACAACAGCAGUGGUUCCGACGAGCUGGCGGACGACGGCGAGGGAGACAGCUACGUGAGCCCGGAGUCUGCCGACCUUCUGGUGUCGGACAAAAGUCACCACCAAAAUGGCGGCGAUGCCUGGAGGCUCUACUUUGGAAGCUCCUUUGAGUCUGUCGAAGACAGUCGUGUCUCCGAACAUGACUCGGACAGUCCGACCCCCGAGUGCAGUUUCUCCCUGCCUCCCCUUGCCAUGGCUUCCCUCCAGAGCGGCUUCCGGGAGCUCAGCAACGAGGAGCUGCAGCGUCUCCAGCGGGAGGUGGCAUGCAUCAAGCUCAACCACCGCCGAGCCAAUGGGGAGCGUGUGCGUACCCACUCCAGCUUAAGCCAGCCGGGCUUCCUGCUGCGUCGCUGCCACUCGCUUGCUGCUCUGGACACCACCAGGCCGUCGCUUGGCAAGGACGACUGGAGCCGAUACACGACACUGUACGAGGCGUUUUCGGGAGGCAGGACUGCUACGCAAACAUUCCAACCGGGACAACGCAUCACGUUAGCGUGACCACGCACCGAAACAGGCAGUUGUUUCUUAUUAUCUUUUCUUUUUUUUUUUUUUGGUUUUUUUUAUUUCUUGUUGCUGUUUCAACUGCACUCUUCUCGGACAAUGUCUGCCCAAAUUGUUUGUAUUUGGAGAUUCUAAAAUAAAGUUAAAAAAAUCCAA
Molecule: messenger RNA, 3818 nt
Organism: Syngnathus acus (greater pipefish)
Lineage: Eukaryota; Metazoa; Chordata; Actinopteri; Syngnathiformes; Syngnathidae
Gene: pex1
Product: peroxisomal biogenesis factor 1
Exons: 23
Coding region: 108-3659 (1183 amino acids)
Biological process (GO): protein import into peroxisome matrix
Cellular component (GO): cytosol; peroxisome; peroxisomal membrane
Molecular function (GO): ATP hydrolysis activity; ATP binding
Source: RefSeq, a predicted model, not a curated record